UCUAUUAUUUCUACAUCAAUCUGUAGAUACAUCUUUCUCAAUUUUCGAUAAUGAGUGGCAGAGGUAAAACCGGAGGCAAGGCCAGGGCGAAGGCUAAGACUCGCUCCUCCAGAGCAGGGCUGCAGUUCCCCGUCGGUCGUGUUCACAGACUUCUCCGCAAAGGGAACUACGGCGAGCGCGUCGGUGCCGGUGCUCCGGUGUAUCUGGCCGCUGUGCUCGAGUAUCUGACGGCUGAGAUCCUGGAGUUGGCUGGAAACGCCGCUCGGGACAACAAGAAGACCCGUAUCAUCCCCCGUCACCUGCAGCUGGCGGUGCGCAACGACGAGGAGCUCAACAAACUCCUGGGCGGAGUGACCAUCGCUCAGGGCGGCGUGCUGCCCAACAUCCAGGCCGUGCUGCUGCCCAAGAAGACCGAGAAACCCGCCAAAACCAAAUGAACACGAGAGGACACAACACUCACAAAGGCUCUUUUCAGAGCCACACA
Molecule: messenger RNA, 484 nt
Organism: Carassius auratus (goldfish)
Lineage: Eukaryota; Metazoa; Chordata; Actinopteri; Cypriniformes; Cyprinidae
Product: histone H2A-like
Exons: 1
Coding region: 51-437 (128 amino acids)
Cellular component (GO): nucleosome
Molecular function (GO): DNA binding; protein heterodimerization activity; structural constituent of chromatin
Source: RefSeq, a predicted model, not a curated record